Molecule: messenger RNA, 1038 nt
Organism: Panicum hallii
Lineage: Eukaryota; Viridiplantae; Streptophyta; Magnoliopsida; Poales; Poaceae
Exons: 6
Coding region: 133-783 (216 amino acids)
Source: RefSeq, a predicted model, not a curated record
UGUUCCCCUUCUCUAUUAUCCUCACACAGACAGCCGAAACGGGGAGUCCGGAGGCGCCCGCUUGACUAGUCUCGAAGCUUCCGCUCGGAGCCAGGGUUAGGGUUUCACCCCCGCCCGUCGUCAGAACCAGCCAUGUCCGGGCGCGAGGUCCGCGAGUACACCAAUCUUAGCGACCCCAAAGAUAGGAAGUUCGGGAAGGGGAAGGAUAAGAUCGACGAUGAGGACAUCACCUUCCAGCGCAUGGUUGCCAAGAUGCAAGAGGUUGCUGGUGAGAGAGGAGGCUAUCUUCAUGGGCGAGGAGCAUUGGAUAGCGAUGAUCUGCUUUACCUGAAAGAGCAAAUGGAAGCUGAGGAAGAUGCAGAGCGUCUUCUCCGCCGUACGGAGAAGCGGGCAUUUGCUGCCUUUAAGAAAGCAGCAAUCUUAGCUGAUUCUACACCUGCUGUCCCCGUGGCCCUUCGUGUUGAACCUAAACCUAAAAGUGAUAUAAGGCAACAGGACCUCUUGAAGAACAUUGUUGGGAUCAAACCAAAGCGGGCAAAAGUUAGCAGCCCUUCACAGCCAGCAGAUAGCAAUAAUACGAAGCAAUGUGAAGAAGAUUCUGUCAGCAAGUUAUCUUCAGUGCAGAAUCGAUUGGAACCACCUGUGGGUGAGAAGGGUUCAUCUCAUGGGACUGUCAAUGCUGAGCACACAGUACCAAGGCCAGAUGAGCUAACGGCGGAGUCUAAGCAAAAUGCUGCUGGAAGCUUGCUUGGCUUAGCUUAUGAGAGUUCUGAUGAAGAAUAGUCUCAUGAAGGCCCUAUUUAGGAUGUGUAAAAUUUCCAAGAUUCCUGUGGGAUCUGAACUGUUUUCCUGUGAGAUUUCUGCAUUCGAAACAAAUCACAGAAGGAAUCUCUAACGCCACCUGUAGAUUGUAUAUUAGGUUUUUUGUACUGUUAUUAGGCUACGUUUUCACCAGGAUUUAUUGAAAAAGCUGCUGUAAUGUCGCUGCUAUCCAUAAAACGUUCUGUGUUUUUUUUAACAGCACAGGUGAACGCUAAA